UUUUCUCCCCCUUCUCCUCCCACCUCCCAUCCCUCUGUCUCUCCCUCUCAUUCGCCCACAUCCUCUCGCUUUCUCCACCAGGCUUCCAACACUCUGCAGCAGAGACAUUUUACUGGUUUGUGGUCCGGAACAGGUUGACAGUUGGUUCAUAAAUAGGAUGUCUAUAGUUAAUAUUGUUGCCAGGGAGAUCCUGGACUCCAGGGGAAACCCCACUGUGGAAGUAGAUCUGCACACUGGCAAAGGUGUGUUCAGGGCUGGAGUUCCCAGCGGUGCGUCCACCGGUAUCUACGAGGCUCUGGAGCUCCGUGAUGGAGACAAAACUCGCUACAAGGGCAAAGGUGUAACCAAAGCUGUCGGUCACAUUAAUGACACCCUUGGACCGGCCCUCAUCCAGUCUGUGAGUACAAGUGCAGAAAUAUGAUCGAUUUAAAGAGGA
Messenger RNA from Notothenia coriiceps (black rockcod), 436 nucleotides. RefSeq names its product gamma-enolase-like. Gene Ontology annotation, molecular function: magnesium ion binding; phosphopyruvate hydratase activity. Gene Ontology annotation, biological process: glycolytic process. Gene Ontology annotation, cellular component: phosphopyruvate hydratase complex. The coding region runs from base 158 to 421 and encodes 87 amino acids. The record is from RefSeq and is a predicted model, not a curated record. The transcript has 5 exons. NCBI's taxonomy places the organism in Eukaryota, Metazoa, Chordata, Actinopteri, Perciformes, Nototheniidae.